UUAGGUCGCACCAGUAUUUCGAAAGUUUGAAUUUCAAGAAGUGAAUUUAUUAGGACUAGUUCAUGAUAGAAAUGCUAGAUUUGAUAUAAUUACAUUUGUUUCAGGGCAUAGUUAAUGUGCCGAUUAACUCUUGUUUCAGUCAUCACGACCAGGCGCCAUUGACUAUAUUUUGAGCUAGUGCAAAGAUGGCUUGUCCGUUGGUGAUCAACAAGAAUUCAGUGAAAGCCUUGGCAGCUUGGUGGCUUUCUAACGAGUCAUCUUUGAAUUAUGUAGGGCUUACACCAAAAAGUGGACGUGGCAAAGUGUACAUUGAUAUGCACAGUCCAGGAAUCAUCGUUGGGAUGCCGUUUGUGGACGCAAUACUGAAAGAGAGCAGUUGCGAGAUAGAAUGGCAUGUGUGCGAAGGUCAGACAGUAAAGUCCUGUCCGGUGAGGGUUGCUACGAUUAGUGGAGCUAACGAAGAUAUAUUCUUUUGCGAAAACCUGGUUAUUUCGGUACUUUCAAGAGCCAGUGGCAUAGCGACCUUGGCUAGCAGGAUUCAAUUGAUUCUGCAAGAAGUUUCAUGGAAGGGGACAAUAUAUAUGCCAGAUAGAAGGACGCCGGGUUUUGGUCUUGUAGAAGAAUACGCGAUGAUGAUAUCAGGAGUUACGGAACGAAAGUCAUCGGUUAGCGUGCGUUGCCAAAAUAUGGACUCCGAGAGCCUCAAAAAUGCUGUCGAUGAAGUCCGUUCUAGGGUUGGCUCUAUUCCUGUGCAUGUUGCUUGCUCGAGGUUAGAUGAAGCUUGUUUAGCCGCUGGAGCUGGAGCAGAUAUAUUACUCACUGGUUUGAGCGCAAAGGAGAUCUUGGACAUCGCCACUCAGGUGAAAGAAUCCUUCCCCGAAAUUCAAGUUAUUGCUAGUGGCUUUUUUGAUGACUCAGACGUAAAACUAUGUGCAACUCGCUAUGUGGAUCAUUUAACAUCUCUAAAACUGUGCAAUGGCUAUGCGUUUGUUGACUUUCAGAUGACAUAUAUUAAAGAUGAGCAUAAAAAUGCAGAAUCUGCGGACUACGUAGUCUUGCUAGAAGAAAAUGAAUUGUCUGCUCCUCCAAAACCAAAAUCACCAGGCCCUCAACCCACUGAAGAGGUGGCUAGCUCAAUUUCUACGCCACUAAAGAAGCCUCGCUUAGUCGAUGAUGAGGGCGACACCCCUAAAUCAGCUAAGCUCAAUGGUACUCCAGCUCGCAACACCAAUCCGACGGCCCCAGAUCCGAAUUGGUCCACAUUUUCCAAUGCAGCUAAUGUACAGAAUCAGAAGCGUGCUCAGCGAAUUCUUCGACAUCCUCAGUACACACCACAACAAAGGUCAAAUGUUCCUCGCUCACAAGCGCCUGGUGGUUUGCCGUUCUUUGUGUCGAACCCACGGCUUAUGCCACCAACAUCCACACCUACACGGGCUCCAGCUAUGCUCCUACAACCUGGUUUGAAUAUUAAUAAUCAAGUAUCAAAUGUACUGACUCCUCCCAACAAUCAACCAAAUGUCAGCAUGCGUUUACCUAUAGUACCUCCUCAACUGCAACAGCCACCACAGUCCAUGUCACAACGUAUGCCAUCAAACCCUCCAGGAAUGCUCGGUAACAAUCAAACUAUGGGUGGUGGAUUUUUAAACAACAUCCAACCACCUCAUAACCAACCACCAAAUUGGCAAAUGGUUCCAAGCGGUCCCGGUGGACAUCCAAUGGGUGGGAUUGGAUUAGGGAUGCGUGUUGGCGGUCCUGGAGGACCAAAUGUGAAUAACUGCAGAGCAGAACUAGCUCUCCUACACUGGGUCCCAAUAGAUAGUGGCUUGUUCGCUGACCGACUGAACGUAACAGUGAGGAUUUGGAAAGAUGAGGACACUCGCCGUUACCCUUUUGUCGUUUCUUCCUACGCUACCACUGGCUGCAUUUCAGAAGAGGUGAAAGAUGACUGACUGACGUAGUGGUGUUUGAACCAGUGUUACACAUUGGCUCAAGGAUCCUAAGGGAACAUUGCGUAUGAAGUCGCCAUUAGCCAUCGCCUACCACUGCUUUGCGGGUUUGAUCUGUGUAUCAAAGACUCGGGGGUCGGCGCCGUAAGAAAGUCAAGUAAACUUGUUUUGCGGUUAUUUCUGAUGUAAAACUUUAUCGUAUUUCUUUUCCAUUUUAAUUUUUACAUAUAAAACUAAUCGACACUUGAUUUUCACUAUUAACAGUAAAUUUUACGGUAAUAAUGCUUAGGAACUGACCAAUUCACUUAAUCGCUCUCAUAUUUCCUUGCAAUCAAUAAUGAGCUUAAAUUUCAUUAUGAAAAUUCAUUGACUAGUUCGCG
Molecule: messenger RNA, 2326 nt
Organism: Schistosoma turkestanicum
Lineage: Eukaryota; Metazoa; Platyhelminthes; Trematoda; Strigeidida; Schistosomatidae
Source: the annotation of a GenBank genome assembly